Messenger RNA from Physcomitrium patens, 1327 nucleotides. NCBI's taxonomy places the organism in Eukaryota, Viridiplantae, Streptophyta, Bryopsida, Funariales, Funariaceae. The record is from RefSeq and is a predicted model, not a curated record.
UAAAAACUGAAUAGUCCUGAAGGUAGAGAGUGAAUCAUCUAAGAAUUCAAUAAGCGACACCAUUGCAGUUGCCUCAGCCAUGGCAACGGAAAUGGACGUUCAGACACCUUCGGGUGCAGGAGGCGAGCAUGAGGUCGACCUCGGUAACCUUGUCGUCGUGCACGCUCGCAAUCCUGUUCGACUUUCUGGCUGUACCACCUUGAUAUUGUGAGUGUGUGUAUGUCUAUCACUACAUAUGUGUGAAUUUCCCUUGAUUCUUGUGUGAUGCCUCGAGUAAUAUUUGGCUGUUGAGCCAGAGAUUGACAAAGACUAGACUAUGGAGGACAAAGAUGCAGAGUGUGAGGAACUGGGACGGGAGCUUGUCCAAGUUCUUGUUGAUCAGCUCUUCAAUAUGCCAUUGACUCUUGAUAAGACGGGGCGGUUGGUGAAGCUGCCGAAACCUACUCUCCAACUCCCUAGAGAGAAGCCGAAGCGAAAGCGGAGUAAGUUGGAGUACGAUGAAGGUCAAGAUGAAUGGAGGUGAAGACAUGGAUACAAACGUGUCAACGAUGACAAUGAUAUUCUUGUUAUUGAAGCUAAAGCAGGAGAAGAAUUCGGAGAGGAUCCGUUUGCAAACUUAAAAACAAGUAAGAAAGAACGAGUAGCGAGACAAGAGAAAAAUCAGCUAGAGAAGGGCGCUAAACAAGGAAGCAAGGGUGCACUUCCUAGCACUCUGCAGCUAGCUGCUACCUCGUUAGCCAUAACAGGGAGUAAACAACUAGGCCAACGUCUUAGCAGGAACGAUCUUGGCGAUGUUGCUGGACUUACGAGUACAGCUACUGCAAGCAUCGGCAUGUUUGACAAAAAGCUGCCGGGAGAGAAGCCCUCAAAGAAACUUGGCAAACACCGCAAGUUUUUGCUAGUGGUUGAUGGAGAAGUCAAAGAAAAAAGUGCUUAUUACUAACGUGACGAAGAAAGUAUUAGCCGAAAAUGAUUUCAGUGGUCUUGAUGUUAACAAGGCUGUAAGAGUCCAUAAUGUGGAGGAGAGCGGGCAAACUGGAGAAGAGUUCAUUUGGGAAAAAAGGUGGCAAGUCUGGAGGGCAGAAGGGUUCGAAUAGAUGAUUUUCCAAACGUCUUCCCUCGCAGUUACUCGAUUUUGAUGUGUAGCUGCUCACAAACAAUGUUUACUUUACAACCUUUUUUUUACUAGUUAUUCUAGGUGUAGCAAGUUUGGUAGUUUCCUCAUCAGUAAGGCACCGAAAUGGUUUUGAGAGUUUGAAUGUAAAGAAAUGUACUAACUUACACAAACAUUAAAAUGGCCGUUACCUCGUCUCUGCUCACAUCCCAA